GUGUUGUUAAGGCAGUUUGACCCGGUGACUCAAUUUCAUUUUCGCAGAAUUUACUUCAGUUUUUAUUUCUUUAACUAAUUUCUCAUAGUGAACCAGAAGAAGAUCUAAAUCUUCUGAACAUAAUCCAAUAAUUUACCCAAAACCUCUUUCUACCAGUAUGUAUGAAUGACUGGGACCAAACUGAGAAACACGCAAAAAAAUCGUGGGAAAUGAACUCAGAAUUUACCCGCCUCCUGCCGACUCCAGUUCCUGUUUCACCAAGCUGGAAAGAUGUUGUGAAGAAGCACUACUCAAAAUGUUGCAGCAUAUCUUCAUUGAAACAGAAAUUUCCUAUAAGUCAAUGGCUUCCUAAGUACAAGUGUAGUUAUUUAAAAUCAGACAUAAUUGCUGGAUUAACUGUAACAUUAACAGUUGUUCCCCAAGGACUUGCUUAUGCCAAAAUUGCUAGAUUACCUCCACAGUAUGGCCUUUAUGCAGCAUUUAUGGGUUGCUUUGUGUACUGCAUCCUGGGGACUGCCAAAGAUAUCACACUUGGACCCACUGCCAUCAUGUCCUUAAUGACUGCAGCAUUUGGGAAUUCCCCUAUCAACAAUGAUCCAACAUAUGCUAUCUUAUUAGCAUUUUUCUGUGGAAUAGUCCAAUUGUUAAUGGGAUUUUUCAAUCUUGGAAUUCUAGUAAAUUUCAUAUCUUACCCUGUGAUUAACUCUUUUACAAGUGCUGCUGCUAUUACAAUCAGUAUUGGACAAGUCAAGAAUAUCUUGGGCUUAAAGAAAAUUCCACGAGACUUUUUAAAAUGUGUUUACUACACUUUUGCAAAACUGGAAGAAACAAAUGUUUGGGAUCUUCUCUUAGGUGUUUCCUGCUUGGUUUUGGUACAUUUCAUCAAAAAGCUUCGUUCUAUAAAUUGGAUGGACACUGAUGAAACAAUCCAUUGGUCUCAGAAAAUUGCACGGAAUUUUUUGUGGUUGUUUGGAACUGCUGCAAAUGCAGUCAUAGUAAUAUCAGCUACAGCAAUAUCUUAUGCAGUAAUAAGUCAAAAUCCAGACAAAAGUGUAUUUACUCUCACCAAUGACAUUCAAGAAGGACUGCCACCUUUCAGAAUCCCAGAUUUUUCAAUCCAUACCAAGAAUGUCACUCGAUCUACAUCAGAAAUUUUGUCUGAUAUUGGACCCGGGUUCAUUAUUAUACCAAUUCUUGGAAUUCUUGAAACUAUUGCAAUUGGAAAAGCAUUUGCUCGUAAAAAUCAUUAUAAACUUGAUCCAACUCAAGAAUUCAUUGCCUUAGGUGCAGCAAAUGUUUUCAGCUCCUUUUUUUCCUCCUACCCAGUCGCAGGCAGCUUUUCAAGAACUGCCAUAAAUUCUCAGAGUGGUGUGAAAACUCCCUUCAGUAACGUUAUUACAGGUUCUGCUGUGCUGUUGGCUUUGAAAACUUUUACGCCUGUCGUCAAAUACAUCCCUACAGCUGCCCUUGCUGCUAUCAUUAUCCAUGCAGUGAUUGGAAUGAUAGACGCUUCAAUUGUUUUAAAAUUAUGGAAGCUAUAUGGAAUACUAAUUGGAAUAGCAGUGUCUUUAAUAACUUUAUUAUACCCACUAUCUCGGCCAAAUAUCCAGAUACACCAAGCAGCAACACCUGUUCUUUAUCUUGAGCUAGGCUUACAGUUUCCAGCAAUUGAUUACUUUGAAGAUAAGUUCAUCGAUUUGCUAAAUACAGGGGACGAGCCCAAAGCUAUUAUUAUAGAUUGCCAAUAUAUUUAUAAAUUGGACUAUACAGCAAUUCAGUGUUUGUUCAAACUAGUGUCAGAACUUAAUGGAAGAAAUAUUUCACUAAUACUCUCUGGCCUCAGGCCAUCUGUUCGCAAUGAAAUUGUCAAUGCUGAUAUCACUCCACUUCUGUUUUCCUCUUCCGUUGAAUCUGCUCAGGAACUGAUCAUGAAAAGUUGAUGCCCUUCAAAGUGACAUUAUCUACAGAAAGAAAAAUCUUUUCUUUGAAAUGGUUAUCUUAAUUGGAAUAUGCUCUCUGAAAAAGAUCACCAUUAAGUCACAAGAAUUAUGUUGCCAACCAAAAGCCAGUCACCUUAUUAACCCAGGAAAACUUUCCACAGUUUGAUAAAUUCUUGCGUUUGGUAAAUCAGCACCCAAACUUGGAAUAAUACAUAUUGAGUAAAGAAAUGUAAUAUUUUAAGAAAUUAUUUGUAAAUUAAUAUUAAUUUAUUAGUAAUUUGUUUAUAAUAUUUUUAUUAAAUUGUACAUAGUACAUUAAGUUAAAUAAUGUAAUUAAAAGAGAAAAGAAAUUAGAUACUCAGCCAUAAUUGAUAAAACUUUUACAAAUCUACAAAAGUUAACAAAAACCAUAAUGACCACCAUGUGUGAUAAUUGUAACAGUAUUAAUGAUAAGAGCUUUAGUUACCUUUUUAGUAACCAAUCUCCUUCGACAACCUCCUUGCUAUCUAUAAAUUGAGAUAGCUUGCUAUCUAUAAACCUUAUUAAUAUCAAUUCUCCUUAGAUCACCCAUAAUAAAGUAUGCAUGAUUAGAUUGAAAUCUCAAUUAAAAUCUGAUGACAAUAUGAAUGACGUCAGGAGAUUUCACUUGGUCAACAUCAACAUAUGUGCAAAUAUAUAAAGUGACAGAGAAAUAUUUUGCUAAACCUCCAAAAUGUUGAUUAUAUUGUAAAAUUAAUUCAAACUCAUUGGCAGUCUAUUCAUUAGAUAUGCAAUUAGAAAAGAGUUAAAUUCUAAAUUUUUGAAUAGUGUGCCAAUGGUAAAAACAAUAUCACUUGGCUAGGACACAUAAAUUUGGAUAAGUUUCUCUAUCAUAUGAGACAUUUAAUUUCCUUGAUCACCCUGCCUAAACAGUAUUUACUGUAGCUUUACAACAUCAGAAACAAAAACUAACCAAAAAUUUGAUUGCCAAUAAGUUAUAGUUAAAAACACUUUGAAUUUAAUAAUUUUUUUUAUUGGAUAUUAACUGCUAUGAAUGGAAGAUUUGGUGCCAAGGGUGUCUUCUGCUCUUGAUCAGGGUUUAACUAGAUUGUAUUGUAUCAAAGAAGAAUUAUAAAAUGUUUCAUGAUUUCUAUUUUUUGUACAAGUUCCUCUUAUAUUUUUGUAAAGAACAAAUCUUGCUUUUUCUUCAAGUUGAAAGUGAUAUCAUUUCUGAUAUUUAUUUCCAUAAAUUCACGAUUACCAAUUAUUUCCAGCCUUUUUUUUUUUUUCUUCUUAAAAGUUUUGGUGAUCUUCUUCCACCCAAUUGACCCAUAAUUGUUAAAAUUGUAUGGUAGGUCGGGAUACAGAUGCUCUACACAGAUGCUCAACCUGCCAAAUAUGUCUCCCUCAAAACACACCCAUAUCAGGGAAAACAAUAGAACAUAUUGAACAAUGUAAUUAGUUCUAAAUAUCCAAAAAGACUUGAUUGCUUUUGAUCACAGUUCUGCUUGACCAACAGCAAAUAUGGAUGGUUUCACAAUUCUCAUUGCCCCGCAGCUUUCCACCUACCUCCCCACACUCUCGAAAUAUUAUUGUAAUUGAUUACAUAAUUUUGAUUCUUAUUUUUUCACACAUUUUUAUGUUGACUUUGUUUAACAAGUUUUAACUCAGGUAUCAAACAAGGGACUGAUGUAAUACAUUGCUUAAACUUUAUAUGUGUGUGUGUGUGUGUGUGUGUGUGUGUGUGUGUGUGUAUGAGACACAUCUAUAUUGACAGAUACUCCUAAACCAGUUGUUCAGUAUCCCACCUGUGAGGGAUCAAUGCCAGAUGGGUCAAAACUAUUGUAGCGAUCAAUAAACAUACUUGUAUCUUUCAUCUUCCAUCUCUCUCAUUAAUCAAAUAUAUACAUAUAUAUAUAUUGUUGUGUCUGGAGAGAGUCAUUCUCUUUUAGUGCCUUAUUAUUUAACACACUCACCAGUCUAGUUUCCACUCAUUUACUUAUUUAUUUUUCCUAAAAUUUUGUUGUGUCUUGCAACAUUUUCAAUAGUCAUUGACUCUGUUCAUUACCCAAGCUGUGUUCUUUUGAAACAAGAAAGAAUGCAGCUCAGAUAACGGACAGAGUCAACGACUGUUGAAAAGGUUGCAAGAUGCAAUGAAAAUUUUAGAAAAUAUAAAUAAGCAAAUGACUGGAAACUAAACUGGUGAGUGCGUUAAAUAAUAAAGCACUGAAAGAGAAUGACUUUCCCCACACACAACAAAAUAUGCUUCAACACAUGAACUCACAUAAAGAAUCGUGCAAACCAAAUCCAAAAAUGAAAUAUAUACAUAUACACAUAACCUGCUGGAUUAUUAGAGCAUCUCUGAAAAUUUUAUCUUCUUAGUUUUCUGAGAAAGAAUUCACUGCAAUGGGGUUCACAUUGUGUUUUCCCAAAGCCAUUGAUAUAUAACCAUACACACCACUCCUACAUACACACACACACACACACACACAAACAUGCCUUAUUAUAUGCAUACUUACACGUAGACAUACAUAUACAUGUGUAUACAUGUCCUCCUGUAUACGCAAUUCAGACACAUACCCUUCUAAACACACUUAUAUACAUGCUACAUAUACACUUACAUGUGCACACAAACACACCUCCCUACAUUCAUUCAUACACACAGACAUAACCACCUCCUACAUAUGCACUUUGACAAAAAUACAUCAUCCUGCAUUCACACACAUGUGCAUGUGCGCACACACAUACACACACAUACACAAGCGCUCACACACACAAAAAUAUGCCUCCUACUUAGACACAUAAAUACCCACUGAACUGAACACAUUCCAUGCCCUCUACUCCUGAUGGAAUCGUAGGGGCAAUGUCAUGUUAUAUGGAGCGUCUUCAAAAUUUCUAAACAUGGCAAAGCCCAUUCGCCUUGAUCUGACCACAGCUAAUUUCCUCUAGAAAGAAAGAAAGAAAGAAAGGGAGGAGGAAGGAAGGCAGACAGAAUCAAGAGGAAACGAAGGAAACUAAUCAAGCAGAUGUAUACACACUGACAUACAUCAUCCUACAUAUAUACAUACACACACACUCUCCUACAUGCAUGCACAUAGAUACACACCCUUCCUCUAUAUACAGCUACACAGACACAGACCACACACACACAUUCAUAUAUACACAGACACACAUUCUCCUGCAUAUAUACAUACAUACACACAUAAACAAUCUCCCUACAUGCGCACUUACACACACCAACACAUGCAUAGAUCCUCCUACAUACAUGUACCACAAUCACACCCCUUAUAUACACAAGCACAUGUUACUCACACACAUGCAUACAUACAUGCAGACACACCUUCUCAUGCACACACACACUUACAUACAAAUACACGUACACACUGGUAUACAAAGAAUGGUAUUUUGGAAAAAAAAAAUUUUAAUAACAAAAAAAAAAUUGUUUCUUUAAAUUUUAAACAAUGAAUAAAAUUCAAUUUUGAAUGAU
Octopus bimaculoides (California two-spot octopus) is the source of this 5406-nucleotide messenger RNA. RefSeq names its product sodium-independent sulfate anion transporter-like. Gene Ontology annotation, cellular component: membrane. Gene Ontology annotation, biological process: transmembrane transport. The record is from RefSeq and is a predicted model, not a curated record. NCBI's taxonomy places the organism in Eukaryota, Metazoa, Mollusca, Cephalopoda, Octopoda, Octopodidae.